UGUGGAACUCUCUGGACAUUCUGCAUCUGCUAUUGCAGAUUUGAUUCCAGUACAAAGAGCUUGAAACCCAUGAAACCCCUAACACAAGAGCUUCUGGAGUUGCUGGGUGAAGAUAUGGACUUCCUUGGACCAGAAAUCCCAUGUUCAAUAGCAGUGGCCAUAGCUGAGGGGCAUUUGGAUCCAAUCACAUUGGAAGCUUUCGACUGCUCACAACCCACUGAAGCUUUUGACAUAAUGCAAACACAGCAGACGGCAUGUUUUGCCACAUACAAGUCUUCUACUACUAGAGAAGAAAAGUUCACAGUUACAGAGCAGAGGGUGGUCUCAGCGUCAGAGAAAAGGAUGCUCUCAAAUGAAGCAUUGGCACUCAGAAAAUUGGUUUUCCAGCUAAAAGCUUGUCAAAAUUCCGCAACGGUGGAAUGUGCAGAAGUACUUUAUCCCAAUAACAAUCCUUUCAAGAAAAGGAAAACAAGUGAAACCUUCACAACCCCUGAAGAGGACGAGAGCGAGCCAAUAUCUGCAGUGAUUGAUGCUGGGGACCCUGAUGAGAAUUUGUGCAACACGCCGGAGUCACAAGCGAGUGUCGAAUCGAAGCUCCUUGAGUUCAAGAUACUUUGUAACAUUACCAAUACAAGCGAUAAUGAGAGUAAUAAUAAUCAUAGUGUUAGUAGUAGCAGAAGCAAUUGUUGUCCUGAUAUUAGAGGUAAUCAUAAGAAUAAAGAUAGUGAUCAUAGGAACAGCAGGGGUUGUAAUACUCCUAGUGGUGGCAUUAGUAACAAAAAUAGUAACAAUAGAAAUAAGAAAAAUCUUAGAACAGGAGGAAAAAAUGGGUGCCCAAAGAUGGGUAAUGGGAGCAUACUUAAAUUUAUUGCUCGCUCUUGAUGGUGGGGACCCAAAGAAACAGCCAUGGAGGAUGGUGCUUUGGUGACUUGUGGAGGGCAUUAUGGUCAUUUCCUAAGAUGAUGAGCUUUCUUUUGUGCUUGUUUGAAGAAAGAGAACUUCAGGUCUGGUUCAUUUGGGGGUAAUUUGGUCAUUCAAAGAAGGGUAUUUUGGUCAUUGCUGAUGCAAGGGAGGUCUUGUUCAGAAUUCUUUAUUUCCUUAUGUAUUCAUUCGGCUCUCAGCAAAGGCAAUUUUGAUAAAUUAUGUUUAAAAGAAGCAUCUCGGGAAUUGCAUUAACAAGUCUUUCUUUAAAGGAGUGUGGUUUGUAUAAGGUUGAGGC
Molecule: messenger RNA, 1219 nt
Organism: Amborella trichopoda
Lineage: Eukaryota; Viridiplantae; Streptophyta; Magnoliopsida; Amborellales; Amborellaceae
Source: RefSeq, a predicted model, not a curated record